Messenger RNA from Vidua macroura (Pin-tailed whydah), 1378 nucleotides. NCBI's taxonomy places the organism in Eukaryota, Metazoa, Chordata, Aves, Passeriformes, Viduidae. The record is from the annotation of a RefSeq genome assembly.
AUGCUAAAAAUCAUUAUCCCUACUUUCAUACUACUCCCACUAACCUUCCUAUCCACACCCAAACACCUGUGGACCAACAUUACUACACACAGCCUACUAAUCGCUACCGUCAGCCUCCAAUGACUAACACCAACGUACUACCCAAGCAAAGGCCUGACCCCCUGAACUUCCAUCGACCAAAUCUCCUCCCCCCUACUAGUCCUAUCAUGCUGACUCCUUCCCCUCAUAAUCAUAGCAAGCCAAAACCACCUAGAACAAGAACCAGCCAUCCGCAAGCGAGUCUUCACCACAACAAUCCUACUAGCUCAACUAUCCCUACUCACAGCCUUCUCCGCCUCAGAGCUGAUACUAUUCUACAUCGCAUUCGAAGCAACCCUAAUCCCAACUCUAAUCCUCAUCACACGAUGAGGAAAUCAACCAGAACGCCUCAACGCAGGUAUCUACCUCCUAUUCUACACACUCGCCAGCUCACUCCCCCUACUAAUUGCUAUCCUACACUUACAAAACCAAACAGGAACACUAUACCUCCCAAUACUCAAACUCUCACACCCAACACUAAACACCUCCUGAUCAGGCCUAAUCACAACACUAGCACUUCUACUAGCAUUCAUAGUAAAAGCCCCCCUAUACGGACUUCACCUAUGACUUCCCAAAGCACACGUAGAAGCCCCUAUCGCCGGAUCCAUACUAUUAGCAGCCCUACUACUAAAACUAGGAGGAUACGGCAUCAUACGAAUCACCAUCCUAGUAAAUCCCUCAUCAAGCAACCUUCACUACCCAUUCAUCACUCUCGCACUGUGAGGAGCAGUAAUAACCAGCGCCAUCUGCCUACGACAAAUUGACCUAAAAGCCCUAAUUGCUUACUCAUCAGUCAGCCAUAUAGGCCUAGUCGUAGCUGCAACCAUAAUCCAAACCCAAUGAGCAUUCUCAGGAGCAAUAAUCCUAAUAAUCUCACACGGCCUAACCUCUUCAAUACUAUUCUGCCUAGCUAAUACCAACUACGAACGCACACACAGCCGAAUCCUCCUACUUACACGAGGCCUGCAACCACUCCUCCCACUAAUAACUAUCUGAUGACUACUAGCCAACCUAACAAACAUGGCUGUUCCACCAACCACAAACCUCAUAGCAGAACUAACCAUCGUAAUCUCUCUAUUCAACUGAUCCUCCUUCACAAUUAUCCUGACAGGAGCCGCGAUCCUACUCACCGCCUCAUAUACUCUAUACAUACUCAUCACAACCCAACGAGGCACAUUACCCUCCCACAUCACAUCAAUCCAAAACUCCUCCACACGAGAACACCUCCUCAUAGCACUACACAUAAUCCCCAUAGCACUACUUAUCCUAAAGCCCGAACUCAUCUCAGGCGCACCUAUAU